Messenger RNA from Spirometra erinaceieuropaei, 643 nucleotides. The record is from the annotation of a GenBank genome assembly. Lineage: Eukaryota; Metazoa; Platyhelminthes; Cestoda; Diphyllobothriidea; Diphyllobothriidae.
AUGAGAACUGCGCGAUCCGGGCUCGCAGCGACACCCUUUCGGGGAGCAAUCCUGGUCGCCGGUGGACGGAAGAGUGGAAAGACUCUCAACGUGGUGGCGAUGUUCUCACCGCCAGACGCCAGGAGCCCCUUCGGCCAGUGGACAGAGCUGGCCGGCAUGAAGCAGCCUCGCUAUUGUUUCACUCUUAUCACCUCCGCCAAUGCCGUCUUUGCUCUUGGUAAGGCAACACACAAUAAAACGAAUUCUUUCCUUCUCUUCCUCUCUUCCUCUCUCUCAUGCCAUUCGUUUGCCUCAUCCACGUAGCCAAUUUUACAUGGCACAAGAGCAUUAAAUCACCUGACUUGCCGUUGGAGGUUUUUCAUGCGCACUGCGCCAUUACAGCCAGAAGUGGUCGCCUCGCUGUGCAUACUGCCUAACCUCCUUUUUAAUAUCUUUUCUCUCGUGUUUCAUUUUUCCUCUAAUGAAACUUCACUAUGAUUAUGCAAAAUUUGUAGGCAACGUGGACGCACCGAGUAACACGGUAGAGACUCUCACGGCACCUGGAGGUUCAGCUGACUUAGACUUGACAUCUUGGGUCUGGUCAUCCGAGAGCCCGGUGGAGACACUUGAAGACAUUGCCGGCGCUGCAAGCGUCCGCAUGUAA